This is a messenger RNA of Schistocerca americana (American grasshopper), 3141 nucleotides long. RefSeq lists its product as uncharacterized. The transcript has 2 exons. Lineage: Eukaryota; Metazoa; Arthropoda; Insecta; Orthoptera; Acrididae. The coding region runs from base 47 to 898 and encodes 283 amino acids. The record is from RefSeq and is a predicted model, not a curated record.
GUAGGCACACGGCGUUUAGUUUUCUUUAUGCAGUGAAACGUUGCUGAUGCUACCCCGAACGUGUAUAAUUCUUUUGCUUUUGUCGCUGCUGUCGGCUGCUGCCUCAGUCGGUGAUGGCACCUCUAGUGUCGCCGGCACUGCGAAGCCUCCACCAGCCGGAGCCGUCAGUAGCUUCCCGGGACAGAAGAGGCGCGCACCUGACAGGAAACUUCCAGCCAGCGCGCAAGGUCAGGGAACGCAGACCCGCCGACCAACACGGAAGCCAGCGAAACAGCGGCCUGCCAGGAGACCGCAGCGCAGACCUGUCCAGCAGGGCAACACGCAGGACACUAACGGCAACCAGGCGGGAGCAGCUGCGUCCGACCCCUGGCAGACUCCUUCCUACCUCGUUUGCUAUCUGUACCCUGCAUCCCCAGUCUACCAGGAUAUCAGUCCAAAUCAACCAUUUGCCGCCACCAGCAACGGAGCUGUGUAUCCGCCUUACAUUGGUUACAAAAUCUCAGCACCGACGAAUGUGGGAAGCGGCGCAUCUGACGAUUCGGUGAAUAAGAUGUUUGUGCCGCAAAUGGGGUACCCUAGCCCACUUUAUCCAUCGAGACUAGUAUGUCCGCUUCACCAAUCUGUGAGCGCGUACAAUACAGUUUCACCACUGCCAGUUGCACAAUAUGUUGACAAUGAUUCAGACGACACGCCGGCUACUAAUGAUCCUAAUAUAUUUGUUGUGGAUACAGAUGCUGGAAUGUUCAAUUAUCCUUACAAUGGGGAAUCCCCAAUGCCCUACGACAAUGUCUACGGACCAUCUGGGCUUGCACCAGAGAAUAUGUACCCAAAUGGUGGCUACGGGGCACCUCAAGCAUUUGGUUACCCACCUCAAUUUCCCUUUCGAGCUAAUUUAUGAUCAAAUAUUUUUUUCAGAUGACCGUCAACAGCAUCAAAAUACUUGGAGCAAUGCAUGAUACACACUAUGCUGUCUUACAGUACAUUUAUCCACAACCAGUUUCGAUCAUGGACCGUCUUCACAGUGGAAAAACAUCUAUUGCGACAACUUCACAUGGCAUACAUGCUAUUUAACCACGGAAGUGUAAGCCGUUGCUGACGUGAAAACGUAAGAAAACUCAUGCUUAACUCCGUCAUACAGGCUUAACCAAGCAGAAAACAUCGUUGAAAACACGGAAACAAUGUAAGAGCAGUAAGUCCACAGUAGGUUGUGCCUGAGGAAUGGCGCUGCCCACUUACUGCUCUUACAUGUUUUGAUGUUUUCAAUGCUGUUUACUGCUUGCUUAAGCCUGUAUUAUGGCAUUAAGUAGCAACUCUUACGUUUUCCAAUCAGCAAUGGCGUAUACAUUCCUGGUUAAACAGCAUGUAUACCAUGUGAAAUUGUCACCGUAGAUAUUUUUCCACUGUGUGUGAUCAAAACCGGUAGUGAAUAAAUGUAUUGUAAGGCAGCACAGUCUGUAUCAUGCAUUUCUCCAAGUAAUUUCUGAUGCUGCACACACUCGUUAUGGAUUAUGGAAAUGUUUAUUACAAAAUAAAAGAACAGAAAAUGUUUUCAUUUAAAAAAUUUACAGUGGCUGUAAAAAAGACCAUUGAUGUGAUUCGUUUUUCGGAACGUUUACACAGAGUAUGUCGUGAGCUGCGUCUGAUUAUUCCGAAAGGCUUAAAAAAAUUUAACUACGCUUAAAUCCCUUCUCAAAAUGAUAGCGACUGUUUCACACAAGUAUAGGAAGUAUAUAUCUUUUUCAUUUAAUGUGCCAUGUAAAAUCCAAUUUGAUGUAAAUAAACUGGGAGAGCAUCGCCGUGCUUUAUUUCUACUCAGCUGCACAGCACUAUACUUCUGUUGGUGAUCAUUCUUAGCUCUUCCAAGCAUCAGCUCUCUUUGUGAUAAACUAACCGCGAAGAACAUUAGGACGGCAAGAAAUUUCUCUAUUGUGAAUUCUUUGAUAAGGGUAUUUGCAAACGCAUAUAUUUCAGAAUCUUUUCGUGGGAAUUCACAUCCUGAAUAUGUUUUAAGAACGAAAACGCUGUUAGCUAAUUUCGACCGUUGGACAUUCUCAAGUGCCUGAAAUACAUCCACAAAAAGUUGACUGGCUUACACAUUACAAUUGUAUGUGUGGUGUCUGUUCUUUCGGGUAUGUUCGAAAGCACAGGGUGCGCAAAGUCGUGAUUCCGCGCCCGUAUGUUUACGUGCUGAAAGACAAAUAACGACGUCGGCCGCAUUAACGUACUGAAAUAAUCCAAUGGCAACAAGUGAUAAUUUGCGUCGCGCUUUAUGCGUGCGAUCGCCUAACACCUUGGCUAUCCGAGUACGUUUCACGUACAACCCAAAUUCCCAACUUGUCACACACUGCUUCUGUAGCGGCCCCCUGGCCAUUUUCCUCAUUCCUCGCAGCAUCACGCAUUUCUGUAGGAGGUACAUCAACACUGAAGAUAUCAUGAAGUACCGUCAAGGCUUCAUUAUAUGUGUGGUACCACUUCUUUCCCUACCUUUCUUCAUAUACAGAAUGACUCAUGGGGGCGUAAAUGUCGAGAAAUAACCCAAAGUGGAUGAGAAACGUUGAACACGUGACGUCACAUCGUCGCAAGUGUAGUGUCUGGGCUUGUCGAUCCUGCCAUAGCCGGUAGGGGGCAGUGCUACAAAGUUCAAACAUCUUUUGAAAAAGUGGCCUUUUGUAAGGGUAGAGUCACAGAAUUGCUAUCCUUCAUGUAACCAAACGAAAGCUGUUCUUAUUUUGUGUUUCUUUCCUUUUCUCCCUUCUUUCCUUAUUUACAAACUUUAUUUAGUACAGAAAACUUCGGUCAUUUACUGGUAACGUCGCAAUUUUGGAAGCUUUACUGAUUUACUUGUGACGCAGUACGGUACGUUAUGUUGUACUGUACUUUACAAUAAACUAGUGGAGACCGCGAAACCGAUAAAUAAAAUAAUGUUACCUCAAUGUAAACGCAUAACCGUCUGACGCAAUGAAAAACAAUACUGCUUGUCCACCGCAGGGCUCGAUCCCUGAACCCGAGCCGCUAAAGUUGCAUAUGUAAGCCCGGAGCCACGCCACGCCGACUUGAAUGCUUGACCUGGUUAGGGAAUAUAUAUAUAUAUAUAUAUAUAUAUAUAUAUAUAUAUAUAUAUAUAUAUAUAUAUAUAUAUGU